AAAACGGGUGCAUCAUCUGGGGUAGGCCUUCGCGCCCCCCAACCAAUUGAUGUCAAGCAUUUCCUGUGACGUGAAUCUUGCAGAUUCGCACUAAGGACGGCUUUGGUAAAACACCCGGAUCCAUCUCCAGUCUCCAUUUGAUGGAGAACACGAGGUCACCGUUACCUCAAUGAAAAGAAAAAUAUACACAGAGAAAGGGAGCAGAUGCCUGCUAGGGGUGAGGGGAAAAGCGGGAGACAAUCAUAUUAUUCAAGCGCCCCAUAUUAGCGCCCCAUCUGAAUAUGGAGUCCAUCGAUCGACUUCAACACCAGCUCAUAUUAACAAGUAUUUCUGUUCCCUUCGACCAGCAAGUCAAGCUCUCCUCGAAUCGCUUAGCUACUUACAGCGUAGCAUUACGGGAUGGAGUACAUGCAUAUCAGGUGGACUGGUGAUAGGCUUUUUGCCUUCUCGUUUCCCAACUGAACUCGAGGACUUUGGCGGGAUAGAACCAUGGUCUUCGGAUUCGAGUUCGAAUUCGAGUCUCAGGCCGCUACCUAAGAAACAUGUAUCAACACCACGCUUGAGGAACGGGGAGGAGCGGGAACGAGCUGGUGGGACACAAAAUCGGCUCGCCGACAAUUUACGGUUCAUCUCUUGAAUGAACCCUUGGUUCCCUCGUAAAUGGCUGCCCCUUGAUGGCUCUUUCAAUACAAGGCCUGUCCCUGUCCGCGCUUUGACAGAAGCAAGUAAAAAGGAAAGGAAUCGAAAGAAAGAAGGGAAAUGGAAGAAAAAGAAAAAGAAUGAUCAGACCGACCCUGCUAUGCUUCCAUCAUACAGUCUGCUUGGCCACAGGAAUUAUUACCUACCUGCUAACCUGGAUUCGCCCGUUGCAAUCUCCUUCUACUUUCGGUUCAAAGUCCGGGGAAAUUGAUACCUCUUCCCUGCCCCCAGGGGCUAAUCGGCUCCGAGUUUCCUGACAGAUAUCGGCAUCGUCCCUCCACAGACAGCAUAUCGACUCACCUUCAUUGGCAGAUCAUGCACCUUCGAUCCCGAAAUCUGACCAUUAUUUUUCCCGGAUACCGCAUUUUAUAAUAAAAGAGAAAACGAGAUGCCUCCAACCCAAAUGCUCAAGAAAAACGUUAGGAGAAAAGGAA
Messenger RNA from Trichophyton rubrum CBS 118892, 1133 nucleotides. RefSeq lists its product as uncharacterized. The record is from RefSeq and is a predicted model, not a curated record. Lineage: Eukaryota; Fungi; Ascomycota; Eurotiomycetes; Onygenales; Arthrodermataceae. The transcript has 2 exons. The coding region runs from base 170 to 637 and encodes 155 amino acids.